AAAUUGAGUAUAGCUUGUAUAGCUUGUGCUAUAGACAUGAGUGCCACCUGUUUGAAAUGCAAUCGCGGUAUUAGCGUGUGCAAAAGUGUCACAAAACAAAGCGCAAAACAAGAAGAAAUCAAGAAUAAGUGUGUAAACGCUGCAGACAAUCAUGUAUAUAUUACAAAACUAUACGGUUUCUGAUAGCUUGAAAAAUAUUUGAAAAUAUUGAAAAUAUAGACAAUUAAAUCGAAAAGUUUAGUGUGUGUACAGAGCGUGAUCAGCACAUUUCAGCCAUGCGCCGUGAUGUUAUGGUCUUCUAAAUUCUAAUUGUAACAGCCACAUAUCUUAAGGGCUUAGCUGACUAUUUGGAGAGUAGCGUAACGAUCGGUGAACGGUUAUAAAUAAAUAAAGUGAAUAUAACGGGUAACAAAUCUCGUCUGAGUCAUGUCUAGCAACAACGUUCCAUAAAUUAUGUGUUUCCUUCGUAGCUGAGGGUGUACACGAAGAGUCGAUUCGUAUGAAACGACUUUGCGCAUUUUACGUGGAGAUCUUAAAUCAUCGCUUCGCUCUAUGGGCUUUUCAAAAGUUCCAAGAAGAUUCGACGUUUUCGAGCCAAAUUUUGUUCAGCUAUGAGGCCCAUUUCUGGCUCGAUGGGUAUGUAAACAAGCAAAAUUGAAACAUUUCGGACGAAGACCAAUCUGAAGAGAUUCAAGAGCUGCCAUUUCAUCUAGAAAAAACAACGGUUUGAUGUGAUUUGUGGGCCAGUACAAUCCAUAUUUCUUCAAAAACGAUGCCGGUGAGAAUAUAACCAUCAAUGGCGACCGUUAUCGUUUGUUGAUAACCGACUAUUUCAUGCGUGAAAUUGAAUCAAAGUUCAUGUUUUCGGCCGGUCGAUUGGCCACCAAGAUCGCACCCCUUUGACUAUGGGGAUAUGUAAAGUCUAAAGUAUAUGCGGACAAUCCCGCUUCGAAAUUCUGACCAGUCCAAAUGCUCGAACGAGUCAUCGAAAAUUGGUCUCAAAAACUAGCGCAGAGCUCAAAAGUAGUGAGCAAAGAAAUGACGAAACGAAGACGACUAAGAUAUAAAAAGUAAACUGUACAUAAGUCGCUUUCCCACACUAACACGUUUUACUUUUACCUGUUUCAUAUUGAAAAUCUGUUAACGAAAGUUUUUCAAAUCAUAAAUAAAGUCAAGAUGUUUUCAAAACAAUUUGCAAGAAAUGUCGUAUUACUUUCAAACAACAAUAAUUUACUGCAUAUUUAUAUUUUUGAUGUGCUUGCGUGGAGGAAGGUCACAAUACAAUAUACAUCGAAGAGAUCUGGAGCCAAAGGUGGAGGUCAGCGAUCCAACGAAAGGUCUAACCGAUGCCGAAAUCGAUAUGGCGCUGGACGAUCUCUCCAUAUCGGAUUUGAAUGUGCUAAAUAAACUUAUUGACAGGCCGAAUGCGCCGGAUUACGACUACGUCGAUUACGACAGCCACAAUUAUGCUUUGGGUCCACCGCGCGACCACACCUUCGACGGAAACCCUAUGGAUGACGAUGCGAAUCUAAAUUACUAUGAUGACAUAGAUGAGCCACCGAGAGAUGCGCGCAAUUCUAUGCAUUUCAAAAUACCGCGCAAGAGCCUGAUGCCCUUCAUGGAACAAACGGAGAAUCAACGAACGAAACGCGACAACGGGCACGAAAUAAAGCAGGCCGCCGUGGACGCUGAGUACAUACGACAACUUGAGAACUCCUUUCCACGCGACCAAGAAGAAAAUAAUGAGGAGGGCGAUGACAAGAAGGAGCACAUACGCGUGAAACGCAAUUGACUGUAGAGUCUGAACUAUUCGGCUAUAUCACACAUGCAUUCAUAUAUUACUUUCUAAUUUAUGACCUUUUUUAUGAUUUCAAUAAAAUUAUAUAUUUAUCAAUAAAUGCAACGCUGCAACGUCAAAUGAUA
This is a messenger RNA of Bactrocera neohumeralis, 1923 nucleotides long. RefSeq lists its product as uncharacterized. The transcript has 5 exons. Lineage: Eukaryota; Metazoa; Arthropoda; Insecta; Diptera; Tephritidae. Bases 1202 to 1792 code for a protein of 196 amino acids. The record is from RefSeq and is a predicted model, not a curated record.